Messenger RNA from Podospora pseudopauciseta, 1777 nucleotides. RefSeq lists its product as uncharacterized. The coding region runs from base 89 to 1750 and encodes 553 amino acids. The transcript is spliced from 2 exons. NCBI's taxonomy places the organism in Eukaryota, Fungi, Ascomycota, Sordariomycetes, Sordariales, Podosporaceae. The record is from RefSeq and is a predicted model, not a curated record.
CUCAACUUGCCUCGUAAUUUCAUCAUUUCAUCGUGACUCCAAGCGUGACGCCGAUUCUGCCACUGUACAGCAGCAUUGUUAGUCAGCCAUGGCACCCCAGGGCGGCGAGGAGGCCAUGAACCCUAGGGCCAUUCAGGCUCUGGAGACUCUGUGCCAACGCUAUAGGCUCUCGCGCGCCGCGCUUCUCGCCGACUUCAACAACACGUCGUCGCAGGCCGUUUGGGGACAAAUCAACUAUUGGUCCCGGGAACGCCAGAUUCUGGAUUAUGAUGAAGCUAAGCGACUUCUCUAUCUCGGCCACGCCCAGAACCCUUCGCGUGGCCUGCCUCGUGUUCCUUCCGACCCAAACCGCUGGAUCCCCACCGACAUUGAGGAGGCUGAUGAGAUUUACUGCCGAGAGGUCUUCAGCCGAGAAGGGGUCAGGCCACGCUUACUUCCUGGCUUGGGUCGAGUUCGAAGCGCGCGCAACCGCCGCAAGAGCCUUAGCACAAGUCCCGUCAUUCCUGGGCCUGAACCCGCUCAAGUCCAAGAGAGCGCCCAAGAGCAUCGGCAGCUCCAGCAGUUUCAAAACAUCCAACAGGAAGAAGACCCAUGGCAGGGGCAGCAUCCCGACCAACAGCAAGAUCAGGGCGAUACCAUCAUUGCCGCUGCCGUCCCGCAACCGCCCAACCUGGACAUUGACCCCGGCUUGCAGCACGUCACUUCAACCUUUCAGCUAACCCCUGAGACUGAUGACGGCGUGCCCAUGAUGCCGAGUCGUCGCUCAACCCGCACCUCUGUCAGGAAAAGGCGCCAUCAUGAUUCACCCCCACCCUCGGCCCCUAGCCAUGUGCCGGCAGCCAAUGACGAGAUUUCUCCAGUCAAUGAUGAUACACCGGCCACCCCGGCGGCAACAGUCGAUGGUCAAACUAACGGACAUACCAAUGGCCAAAAGCCUGCUGUCUUCACCGACAUGUCCGCUGCCCAACAGCUGUUGGCAUUCCAGAACGGGGCCGAAGACUCAGACCUUGCUGCCGAGACUGAUAGCGACCAAGCAGCCAGUCGAAAGCGCCGCCGUACUGACCAGGAAACACCCAACGCCAGCAGUGACGCCUACCAGCCCAUCUACACUGCCGCUCCCGUUGCCUACAAAGAAGACGAAGCCAUCUCGUUCCUUGUUGAUGCCACCAAAUCCAGCUUUGUGCAGAAGCUCCAUCAGUACCAGGAUCUGAUGGUUGCAAUGGCUGGUCACCAGCAGCGCCUUGCCAAGAUUGAUCAGGCUCUGGGGAAAGUUACAAGUCAGCUUGAAGAUGCCACCAAGUUCCUUGCCGAGCGCCGCGAGAUGUUGGUCAACAUUGAAUCAAAGAGGCAAAUGACGCAGGCAGGCCUGGAAGCUGCCGAGUUCAAGGUCUGGCAGGAAAACCACCCCGCCCUGGCCGCUCAGGUAAUGGGACCUAUGAAGCUCACCUUGGCUCAGCUAGCCGAGGAUAAGAAGGAGAUUGAGUACCAAAUCAAAGAUAAGACCAUGGAGAUGGAGCCCCUCCUCGAAGACAAAGAGGAAGGAGAGCAGGAGAGAAAGGUUGUGAUUGUUGAGGCUGGAUUUCCCCUCGCCUACCAGGACGGCGAUAUUGAGAAUAGCCUAGAUUGGCUGAAAAGAAAGAUUGAGGAUCUGAAAGCAUACAUGUUUAUUCUUGGCCUGGGUCCUUCCCGUGUAGGUGAACAGGUUCGGGAACAUGGCGGGGUUGGUGUUGAUGCGAGCGUCUACCUAUAAAGACACCUUACUAUGUGAAGUACUGGC